UCCAUUUCCUUUCAUCUCACAAAGCCACUCUUUCUUUCUUUCUUCCUUUUCUUUUGCUUUUACUUCGCUCUGUUUAAUUUUUUAUUUGUCUUUCUUGCACUCACCGAAGACAGCCCUUUUCGAAGGCUAAGGGCUCUUCUUCUCUUCCUGUUAAUGGUUAGGGUUUCGUAGGGGCGUUAUUGGAAUGUUCCAGAAGCUCCCUUCUUCCUUCUUUCGCCUUUUCAAUUUCGUUAUACGACGGGGUAUCGUGCUAACCAUGCAUUGAUUUUUUCUUCUUUUUUUCCUUCAGUGGUGGCAGUUCUGGUAUGGAAAUGUAUGAUGCUUCUGAAAUUCGAAACGCAGAGGCUUAUUUGAUUGAAGGCACCGAUUUAAACUCACAUUUGACAAACCCAAAUUUUGAACAAUUUCAAGUCAUGUUUAAUGAUGGAGCCCCUGAAUUUGUUAUUGAUCAGAACUCAUAUUACCCUGCUGCCACCAAUUAUGGGUAUUAUUGUACAGGAUUUGAAUCACCCAGAGAAUGGGAGGACCACCAUAGGAUUUUUGGUGUAGAUGGUCCUGAUAUUCAGUACGCGGGUUCACAACAUGAAAGUUUUCCAUAUGUAUAUUAUACACCUAGCUAUGGAUAUGCACAGUCUCCAUACAAUCCAUACAAUCCUUAUAUUCCUGGUGCAAUGAUUGGAGUUGAUGGUUCACUUGGAGGAGCAAAUCAAUAUUACUCUCUCCCCAAUUAUCAAAACCCCAUUUCUUCACCUGCUUAUAUUCCUUUCGUUGUUCAACCAGACAAUUUCCCUAAUAGUUCUGUUGACUCAUUGUUUGAUACUAGUGCUUCUGUGGGUAGACCUGAUGGAAAAGGUUUAAAACAUAAGUUCAGCUUAGCUUCUGGUGCCUUUAAUAAGAACUCUUCAAAAUCAUUGUCAAAUCCAACAAGUUCCUUGGCCAGGAUACCAGAAGGGCCAAGAGACAAUGCUGGGAUAAAGAAAGAUGUGACAAGUGGCAGUGGUUCUGGCAGGGGUUUUCUUAAUCUGCCUUUGCCAGCUGUCCGUCAGGCCAGAAGCAUUGAUACCUUAACCCAUCCUGUAGAUACUAUUUCCAAUGGAAACGUUUUGUCCCAUACUAAGAGUAGUGAAUUUUCUGAUUGUGGAUCUAUUGCUAAUCGACAGUCUACAGUUGCUAAACUGCGACCAAAGGCUCAAAUGGCUAAAGGAUGGAGUGAUGGAAAUGGAAGUUCUGAUGUUUUAGGUGAGCUAAAUCGGGGCCCAAGAAUUAGUAAUAGUAAUUCAAAAUACCAACUGGCUGUCAAAGCCUAUACAAACAAAGGAGAUGGCAAUACACAAGAGAACAUAAUCAUUUAUACUGAUCAAUAUAACAGGGAAGAUUUCCCUGUCAACAUUGAAAAUGCAAAGUAUUUUGUUAUAAAAUCAUACAGUGAAGAUGACGUGCACAAAAGCAUUAAAUAUAAUGUCUGGUCAUCAACACCUCAUGGAAACAAGAAGCUGCAGAAUGCCUACGAAGAUGCUGCGAGAAUAUCUGCUGGAAAAUCUGGAGGCUGCCCUAUCUUUCUUUUCUUUUCUGUUAACGCAAGCGGUCAAUUUUGUGGGGUUGCAGAGAUGGUUGGUCCUGUUGACUUCAAUAAGGACAUGGACUUUUGGCAGCAAGAUAAGUGGAGUGGAAACUUUCCUGUGAAGUGGCACAUCAUAAAAGACGUGCCAAAUGCAAGUUUUAGACACAUUAUACUAGAGAACAACGAGAACAAACCUGUUACUAAUAGCAGAGACACACAAGAGAUAAUGUAUGGUAAAGGUUUGGAAAUGCUGAAGAUGUUCAAAAACCAUAGUUUGAAGACAUCUUUGCUUGAUGACUUUAUGUAUUAUGAAAAUCGGCAAAAGAUCAUGCAAGAAGAAAAGACCAAAUUGAUAAUCAGAACUUUAGAAAAUCCAUUAUCGUUACCUACAUUGGAACCGCCUCGGAAGUUGAAUUUUGUCUUUGACAUCCCUCCUGUCAAUGUUGAGAAGAAUUCAAAAACGGAUGAUGAGUUUGAUAACUUAAAACAGACUUCAAGUAGUGGACAUAUUGUGUGUAGUUCUGAUGUCACCAACAUAGCACCUGUAGAUGAAAAGAAUGAGAAAGGUACUGUUGAGAAAGAAGAUAUCUCUUCUGUGUUUAAGAUUGGUUCUGUCACUAUUACCCCAAAACAAGUGGAGACUAAACCAUCUUCCAUUAGUGUCUCUAAGAAGGAGCCGCCUGAUGUUUUCACGGUAGGCUCAAUGCAAGUUAAAGUUAACGGAUUUCCUAAGUCUUCUAGUUUUUUGAAGAUCGGGAGUAUCCCACUUGAUCCGAGAAAAGUGCAGCUGGACGGAGGCACUCGUGUUAAAAAUGGAUCUUAAAAUUUGCGUAUGGGCACGCUUUGGAUGUUUGGGAAAAUACUGAUUAAUGUCUACUUUAUUGUUCCAUUGUCGGGAAGUUAAGUUGGUUUUCUAUUCAAUCUUCGUUUACUGUUUUUUUAUUCUGAUUCAAUCUUCGCUUUGGUGUUGAGUCAGAAUGCUUAUAAUGGAAAUGUUACUCUUGUAUUUCGGCCUUUAGCAAUCAAUAUACAAAGGAUGUUUCUUCGUUGCA
Messenger RNA from Vigna radiata var. radiata (mung bean), 2613 nucleotides. RefSeq names its product YTH domain-containing family protein 2. The record is from RefSeq and is a predicted model, not a curated record. NCBI's taxonomy places the organism in Eukaryota, Viridiplantae, Streptophyta, Magnoliopsida, Fabales, Fabaceae. Gene Ontology annotation, cellular component: cytoplasm. The transcript has 8 exons. Gene Ontology annotation, molecular function: mRNA binding. Gene Ontology annotation, biological process: mRNA destabilization. The coding region runs from base 306 to 2384 and encodes 692 amino acids.